AUGCUAGAGGAGGUCCACAUCGUUCUAGCCAAGAAGACUCGAGGCCGUAGCAGGGAAGAAGUCAUCGAAGCACUCCAGUCGCUAAGUAGCUACAGCAACAAGAUCGGCCACGCAAUAAACUCCCAGCGCGAUGCCCCCCGUGACAACGCUGUCCCCGGCCCAUUCAACCAUAUAGGCUUCAUCGCCACCAGGGGUGCCACCGCCGGCUGCGAUGCUAAUCCCGUCACCGUUACCGCAAACCAGGAACCUCGUCUUGUCUAUCUCGACAAGGACACUCGUAUUAAGCUCUGCUCUCUAUUCUUCGACCGCUUCAUAAACAACGCCACCGACAACAUUAUCGAACUCGUUUCUACCUCGGCCUACUCUCAUGCCCAGCAACCGGCCCCCCAGGACAUUUACAACACUUCGGACGGAAUCCCCGACGUGAUCCGCAACAUCGCACGCGCGUUCAUCGAGAUCUUUACCAUCAACAGACAGAGCACAUCUGUAGCCUUCCUCGGGAACCUGCGGUCUAUUAAACUUCACCGCCUAUUUAAAGAUAUCGAAUCGAUAAUAACCUCCUUAUCCGAGAAUAAAGUCAAGGAGUACGUCAAUAGCAACUUUAGUCCUCGCGAGGAGGGACAGAACAACAAAACCGCUAUCAUUACCAUGCUUGCAAAAGAUCUUCAUCGCAGCUUCAGCGAUAUUGAAACGCUCGUUAACCACGCAGGAUUCGCCCACGCGCUCUACACCGCAUGGGGUCGCGGGGCGCUAAUGUUCCUGCCCAGCACUAAGAUCAUCUUGUAUAAUAACAUCUACUGCAAUAGCGCUCUCCUAGAUGUGAUGAGGUUGCUCAGCGCAAUUGAAGGGACCGAAAUUUUUGCAAAGCUCGCUAAACGCAUGGAGGAGGAUAUCAUCAAGCCGUUCAUGAGUUGCCGCCUUAUGGGUUUUCGCGCCACGAAGCGAGCCAGCGGGUCAGUAGAGGAACUAAUCGAAAAGGUCAAGCACUUAGAUCCCGAGACGGAGUCCGGCGAGGACUUUGACAUACAGGUCACGGAUGUUAGUAAUUACUAA
Messenger RNA from Colletotrichum truncatum, 1053 nucleotides. RefSeq lists its product as uncharacterized. The record is from RefSeq and is a predicted model, not a curated record. Lineage: Eukaryota; Fungi; Ascomycota; Sordariomycetes; Glomerellales; Glomerellaceae.